Colletotrichum orchidophilum is the source of this 168-nucleotide messenger RNA. RefSeq lists its product as uncharacterized. The record is from RefSeq and is a predicted model, not a curated record. The coding region runs from base 1 to 168 and encodes 55 amino acids. Lineage: Eukaryota; Fungi; Ascomycota; Sordariomycetes; Glomerellales; Glomerellaceae. The transcript has a single exon.
AUGAUCAGAAAUGAAAAAAUCACUCGGUGGGCAUCAGUUGCUGCAGGAUCCGGCUGCCUUCUUCCUUGUCCUGCAGUCGUUCGCUUUCCUUUCCAUGCUUGUGCCGUGAUGGGCGCUUGCUUAUCAUCCCUACAUUCGCCAGCUGCUCGGCAAAUGUCAAUAAGCUGA